AUGGCCGCCGACGUCUUCAUGUGCUCUCAGAGCCGGCCCCGCAGCCGGGGCCGCGCCGUGCUGCUGAAGCCCCAGGUGCCCGAGGACGACGACGACUCUGACACGGAUGAACCGUCCCCGCCGCCCGCCUCCGGCGCAGCCACCCCGGCCAGGGGCCAGGCGAGCGCCGCGCUACCGCCGCCCAAGGCCGGGUCGGGCCGCGAGGAGGCUCCGCGCCGCCAGCAGAUCAUCCACAGCGGCCACUUCAUGGUGUCGUCGCCGCACCGGGAGCACCCGCCCAAGAAGGGCUACGAUUUCGACACGGUCAACAAGCAGACGUGCCAGACCUACAGCUUCGGCAAGACCAGCUCCUGCCACCUGUCCAUCGACGCCUCGCUCACCAAGCUCUUCGAGUGCAUGACCCUGGCCUACAGUGGGAAGUUGGUGUCUCCGAAGUGGAAGAAUUUCAAGGGCCUGAAGCUCCAGUGGAGAGACAAGAUCCGGCUCAACAACGCCAUCUGGCGGGCCUGGUACAUGCAGUAUUUGGAGAAGCGCAAGAACCCCGUGUGCCACUUUGUCACUCCACUGGACGGCUCUGUGGAUGUGGACGAGCACCGCCGUCCAGAGGCCAUCACCACAGAAGGAAAGUACUGGAAAAGCCGCAUAGAGAUCGUGAUCCGGGAGUAUCACAAGUGGAGAACCUACUUCAAGAAAAGGCUCCAGCAGCACAAGGAUGAGGACCUUUCCAGCCUGGCCCAGGAUGAUGACAUGCUUUACUGGCACAAGCACCGGGAUGGCUGGAAGACACCAGUCCCCAUGGAGGAGGACACGCUGCUGGACACGGACAUGCUCAUGUCGGAAUUCAGCGACACCCUCUUCUCCACACUCUCCUCCCACCCGCCCGUGGCCUGGCCCAAUCCACGUGAAAUAGCGCACCUGGGGAACGCGGACAUGAUUCAACCUGGCCUGAUCCCUUUGCAGCCCAACCUGGACUUCAUGGACACCUUCGAGCCCUUCCAGGACCUUUUCUCUUCCAGCCGCUCCAUUUUUGGUUCCAUGCUGCCUGCACCCGCCUCAACGCCUGCACCAGACCCCAACAGCCCACCUGCUCAGGAGAGCAUCCUGCCAACCACCGCUCUCCCCACUGCAAGCCUUCCCGACAGCUUCAUCGCACCCCCCGCAGCCGCUGCCCUAGACCCCACGAGUGGGCAGGGCUGUGAACACCCGCCCCAACCUGGGGACCCCUUCAUUCAGCCGGCAGACCUGGGUCCCUCGGCACCGCCCCUGAGCGUCCCCCAGCCUUUCCUGCCCGUGUUCACCAUGCCCUUGCUCUCGCCCAGCCCCGCCCCGCCACCUCCUUCCCCCGUCUUGCCGUUAGGCCCCCCUCCCGCCACUGCCCUGAACCCCCCAACUCCCCCCGCCUUCCUGCAGCCCCAGAAGUUUGCUGAAGUCAGCAAGUCGCCCUCCGUCAUCACCCACACAGCCUCCGCCACCCUCACCCACGACGCUGCCGCCACCACCUUCAGCCAGAGCCAGGGCCUCAUUAUCACCACGCGCUAUCCGCCCCCCUCUGGGUCCCCCUAUGGCCUGGCACUGUCUCCUGUCACCCGGCCGCCAACCGCCGGGCCUCCCCAACCCCGUAUGACUUUCGUGCAUCCCAAGCCCGUCUCCUUGUCUGGGGGGAGGCACAAGCAGCCCCCCAAAAUAGUGCCUGCUCCCAAACCAGAGCCAGUGUCCGUGGUGUUGAAGAAUGCUUGCCUCGCCCCAGCUGCCUUCCCAGGACAGCCGCAGGCAGUGAUCAUGACAUCUGGCCCUCUGAAGAGAGAAGGAAUGCUGGCUUCCACCGUGUCCCAGUCCAGCGUGGUCCUCACGCCUGCUGCCCUCACCAGGGCUCCUGGAGUCACAGAGUUCCCCAGCGGCAUCCUGGUGACGGACCUCGGCCCCGGCCCGGGCAGCCAGCACACCCCCGUGUCCCGGCUCUUCCCUCCCAGCACAGUGCCCGACUCCCUGGUGAAGGGUGAGCAGGGCCCACUGCACGGGGGCAUUGCCCAGGUCCCUGCUGCGGGCGCCAGUGACUCAGCUCUCCGCUUGGACCGCUUGGGACCGCGUCGGGACUGCCCGAACUCUGGGCAGGCUUCUCCAUGCGCGUCUGAGCAGAGUCCCAGUCCUCAGUCCCCCCAGAACAACUGCUCAGGGAAAUCGCCUGCAGACCCCAAAAACGUGGCUGUUUUAAAGCAGAACCGGCAGAUGAAGCACAUCUCAGCCGAGCAGAAGAGGCGCUUCAACAUCAAGAUGGGCUUCGACACCCUGAACAGCUUGAUCUCCAACAACACCAAGCUGGCCAGCCACGCCAUCACGCUGCAGAAGACUGUGGAGUACAUCACCAAGCUGCAGCAGGAGCGCAGUCAGAUGCAGGAGGAGGCCCGGCGGCUGCGUGAGGAGAUUGAGGAGCUCAAUGCCACCAUCCUCUCCUGCCAGCAGCUGCUCCCUGCCACAGGUGUCCCCGUCACCCGGCGCCAGUUUGAUCACAUGCGAGACAUGUUUGACGAAUAUGUGAAAAGCCGGACCCUGCAGAAUUGGAAGUUCUGGAUUUUCAGCGUCAUCAUCAAGCCGCUGUUCGAGUCCUUCCAGGGCGUGGUGUCCACCAGCAGCCUGGACGAGCUGCACCGGACGGCGCUGUCCUGGCUGGACGAGCACUGCUCCCUGCCCGUCCUCAGGCCGACCGUGCUGAACACUCUCCGGCACCUGAGCACCACCACGUCCAUCCUGACAGACCCGUCCCAGCUGCCCGAGCAGGCAGCCGAGGCCGUCACCAGAAUCAGCCAGAGAGCUGGGGAGUCCUAGCAGCGCUUGGUGGGCACGCAGCCGCAUGGGAUGCCAAGGAGACCCUUCUCCGCCUGUGGAGAGGAGGCCGCGCCAUCACCUCUCCCGCUUGAGGGCCUCCUAGCCUCCCUGCAACUGUGGCCUCGGCUGCUCCAAAUGCCGCGCUCAGGUCUGAAGCAGGUUUGGGUCUUGCUAACAGCAAUAGCCCAGCUCUGGGAACCCCUUGCUGUGAACUCUGACUCAGCGACCUCAGUCACUGACCCCUCGCCUCAGAGAAGCUCGGAUGAAGGGAAACAAGGGAACACUGCCCCUCCCUGUCCUGUCCUGCUGGUGGGGUGUCGGGGGGAUGGGGAGAGGGGCCGCGGCAGCAGUGCAGGGAGCCGACGGGGCAGGUGGAGGCCUUGCCCGCUCCCCAAGUUAGGACGCGUGAGGGUCCUUCCCAGCUGCUGUCUGGGACGUGCCCUCCUGUCACGUCUCGGGCACCCCUGGGCUGUUGGAAGGCCUCCUGCUUCCUCCCCUGGCUCUGACCUAGUAGAGCGGAUGUCGGCUCGGGCUUCGCAGGGCCGGGAAACCCUACAACACAUGUGUGCAAAGCAGUGGGCCUGUGUGCCCCAGAGGGUAACGGCAGCCCCAGGGAAGCGGUGCUGCUUCAGUCUUGGAGGUCCCCUGGGCGGUGCUCUGGUCUGUUUCUCAAGUGUUUCUGUUUCUACUUGGCGUUGCGGCAGUCAUGGUGGCGCCGACCUGGGAAUCACAUGGCAGGGGCUCAGCCAGGCCCUGCCCCCUUGUGCCCUGCCUGCUUCCAAGCCAUGAACAGCUGUGCUUGAUGGACACCGCUAGCCCUGUGGGUGCAGUGUGUGAAACAACAGGCUCUGUGGUGCUGCCAUCGACCAGGUCCCCUCACCUGGAUUGUCCAGCUGGGAGCCCCAGCCCAUCCAUCCCAGCUCCUGGACCAAAGACGCCAACACCCCGGCAUCUGCUGUGUCUUGCGUUUGAAGGCAGAAAUUGACCGGUCGACACGGAGCUCCAAGGUAGCUGCCUCGGAGCUGUCUCCAGGCAGCUCGGAUCAGACAGACAGGAGCUGAAUUCAGCUUUGGUCCAGGUGGAGGGCUGUGGGGGCGGCAGGCUGUUUCCAAAGGUGGGAGUUACACCUGGAAGGGUUCGGAGGAGGGGCCCGGGCCAAUCCUCCUCUCGCUGCGUCUGCGGGAGCAGUUCCAGGCAGAAGGAUGCUGUCUAACACUCAGGAAGCCCACCCAGGGCUACCUCCUCAUUGAAAGAAUGUGCUUUUCACGUCCUGCUGUGAAGUUCAGAGGCCGGCAGGCUUCCCCUUCAACCUCUGUCCUCCCUGCCAGGAGAUGGAGACCUGCCUGAGUAAGGGGCAGGCCAGGAGUCCUGCUGGGCUUGGCAGAGCUGGGGCGGGGGCUGCUGUGGGCUGCCCGCUGAAGUUUGGAUCCUUUUGGAGGCUCCCACUGGCUCCUGGAGACCUGUGGAAGGUGCCCCGGGGGCAGCCCCACCUCAGCUUCCGCUGCUGGAGGAUGGAGGGCGGUCCUCCCCAGGGGGGCCAGCCGAGCCACUGCCUCCGCCCCAAGUUGCGACUGGUCACCCACUCCCUCAUCUGUGCACCAGCCCCAUCAGGAGCGCCCCGGCGGCCCCCUCUGCCUCCCCAGAACACGUGUUUACAGGUCCUCGGAUGGCUCUCCUGAGGGGUGGGCACAAGACAGGCUGGGCCAGCCCUGCGUGUCCACUGGGAGGCGGGAUGAGAGCGCAGCCUCCCCCGGGUGGACACGAGGUCUCCCUCCAAGAGGGAAGAGCACCGCGAGGCUUGAAAGGAAAAAAAAGGAAGAUCAGAGACGUUCCCGGCCACGAGGGCUUGCAGAGGGUCCUGCUCUCAGCCUCGCCUCUGUUCCUGUGCCUUUGUCAACCGCGUGGGCGGCCGUGGAGCUCAGCCCAGCCACGACCUCUCUGAGAUCAAUAGCUUUCUCCCCACCCCAUGUUGGGAGUCUUUUUUUUAUUUUAUUUUUUUAGCUCCAUGGGAUAUAAAAUUGGCCUCUUGCUUCUUUGGCCUACCUCUCCCGCCCUUUGGCUGACUUAAUGUUCACGAUUCUGUUUUUUUUAAUAUUUAAAGCUGUUAGGUUGUAUGAGGCAUUGAAGGGCGCGCGCGCGUGCGUGUUUGUGUGUGUGUCUGUGUGUGGGCGCACGCACGUGCGGGUGUGUCCCAGCAGAGGGUUAACUCGAUGCAUGUUUUGUUUUGAGAUAUUUACUUAAAUCCAUUUUUCUUGGUGCUCACCAGUAUCACGGCUAUAGGGCCACAAAGCUAUGUCUCUUAGCACAGACACAAUUGUUUCUUGCCCCGAAGUUUUCUUGUUUCGGAGUCUGACCCACUGAGUCUGGCCGGACGGGGCGGGGUGGGGGGUGGCCCUAGCUUUGACCCUUGUCCUGGGGUCCCCAGCCGGGGUGCGGGGACCCCCAGGGCCACUCUGCCAGCUGCCUCCAGUGAAUGCUCUGAUUUGUUUACACUCCCUUUCACCCCACCUCCUAUCUCUUCUCCCGUAAAAGAGACUUAAAAACGCUGAUUUUGGAGGAUACGAAAAUCAGUCUGAAAGAAAAAAAAAAAGUGUGCCUGGCACAUAGUCUCUGAAAGUGUUUCUGUGAAAUCUUUCUGUGCCAUCAGCUCCCUUCCUACUGCUGGUUGCCCUUUGACGACGAGUGGGAAAUGCAGGGAAUGAGUGGGGCUUUCUGAAGUCGGCCAGCCUGUCCCUGCCUCCGUCUCAGGCAGAUUACACACGAACCGGUCACCCCCCACACACACCCAGGAGGUCCCCGAGCCAGCAGGCCGGCGCUUUCCGGGGUCUUAGGAGCACAAGGGGAGUAUUCCUAUCAUCAGGAGUCGGUGCUGAUGUGAGCGCCGGUUCUCAUGGGGGAGGGAGUGGUGGGGUGCCAUGGGUGACCCCACACACCCAGCUCCCUCCGCUCUCUAUCCUGGUGACCCGACCCCGCCUCCCUGACCAGACAGAGGUCCUCUAGGUUCUUUCACUCUGGCUACUAGAAAGAGAAAGUUCGAUUCUGGGAGGACGUGGCACUGCAGGGUGGGGCCACUCCCUUGUCCCUCCCCAGGUGGAGGGGUGCAGUGAUCUUACAGACCCCCUCACCAGGAGGGUGUGGUCCCAGACAGCACCCCUGUGUCUUCUUAGCCUGGGCCUCCCCUCUUUGCAAGCCUGUAGGAAUCCUGAGUGGCAGGCCUGCUGUUAUUGUCAAGGUGGUCACCGGUUUUCACGGCACAGCUAAAUGAGGUCUUGUCAGGGUGGAGCUGGGAUGGGGGCGGAUUUCCGGGGGGCCCAUCUGCACGGGGCCUCCUGCACACUUGUGCAGUGUGGACCUGACCCAGCGCUAGAUGACCUGCCCCACUUGGGUUCUUUUAUCUCGUCCAGUGGGCAGGCUUAGAACACUGCUCACUGGAGCAACUUUGCAAAGUGCCUCCCAGGUGGUGAGCUUGCUGAGGAAGGGAGCCGAGGAGCCCCAAUGUGGGCACACGGGCAGCAAUGGGCUGUGGUUUUUGGCUCUCUGUGCUCCACUGCCUCGUAUCUUAAAAGAGGAUUUUCACCUCAUCUGAACAUGAGCUGACAAGAGAGGAGAGCAAGUGUGGAGGGUGGAGGAGCUUGAACCUUCAACACAUUGUACGUGUCAGUGGUUGCCAUGGCCUUAACCACCUAGCAGACAGGUUUGGCGGUCGGAGGGGCUCCAGGAACAGAGAGAAGCCUUACGACCCCCCAGGUGCCUCCACACAGAUCACCUGCCUGAUUUUCUUUUCCUUCUAAGGGACUUGGCCUUCUCCGCUCACCAUGCAGGGGGGCUGUUUUCUGUUGAGGCUUACGAAAAAUCAGCCUUUGAGAAAGAAAAGGGAACUUUUCCUGUUGAUUGUUGGCUUUGUGUGUGUGUGUACGUGUGUGUGCACAAGCCUGUGUGCGUGUGUGUGUACUCAAUGGAAUUCUAUUUUUGUGAAAUUUCUUUAUGGUUAUGUAGCAAAAUUCACCUCCAUCCCCUUUUAGUUUCAGAAUCAACCCUGGGCCGCUCUUUUGAAGAAUUCUCUCCUGGGUUUCUAAAAUAGAGAUGGGCCUCUCUCAAGGGCCGAGGUGGGGGAAAGGGUUGGGAGAAACUUAAGUCUGAUGGCGUUUCCAUUGAGUCGACAUCCUGAAGCUACAAGUAGGAAGGGCUCCACCAGGGAGCCGCGAUGCCCAGGCUGUGUUUCUCGCAAGGGAGGCAGACCGUGGCGCCCGGGGUCGCUUUAUCUGAAUCUGUUCACACCACUUGUUUCACUUGUGUAACGCCACGGCUGAAACAGCUCCUUCUUUUCCUUUCUCGGAUUUCAGUUCACGGUGUAAGUGGUUCAUUUUUUUUCUUUUUUCCAUGUUGUGCUCUCUGGUGACUGUCAGGGCUCCCCACCCAGGAGACAAGUCACCCCUCGUGGGCAGAAAAAGCAAAACCCAAGAAGAGUGUUGUUCACCGCGGGCUCCCUCAGGCCUGCGCCACCCUGAGCUUGGCCCUUCACGCCCCACUGUCGAGACACACGGUUCCACCAGCUGUAUCCAGCACUACAAUGCAUCCAAAACUAUUUGCAUCCGAGACAAUAAAAAGCUGUAUUUUUGGAAAA
Molecule: messenger RNA, 7447 nt
Organism: Odocoileus virginianus texanus
Lineage: Eukaryota; Metazoa; Chordata; Mammalia; Artiodactyla; Cervidae
Gene: MLXIP
Product: MLX interacting protein
Biological process (GO): positive regulation of transcription by RNA polymerase II
Cellular component (GO): RNA polymerase II transcription regulator complex
Molecular function (GO): DNA-binding transcription factor activity; protein dimerization activity
Source: RefSeq, a predicted model, not a curated record